UUUUGAGAUAACCCCAUCGAGUUUGGUGUCAUUUUGAAGCAUUUUUGGUGGAGAUUACGAUUUUUAUGAGAACGAAAUGAUUUCGGGUUAAUACAAAAAUUUUUGUUUAUAAUUAAGCGAUUUGGUGCUUAAUUCGGAGCUAAAUCUUCUACCUGAGGCUUCUGUGUGCGUAUUAAAUAUUUCGGGAAACUCCUAAAACUAACUUCAGAAAACGGUCACGCAAUAAAGCACCCUCUAUUAUGUUUGGGUCAUAAACUAUGAAAAUAAAAUCAUAAAAUCACGUGUAUAUUUUCCGAGAAAACGAAAACACAAGAAAGCAGGUAAUUUUUACGUCUUAUUCUCCAUCAUACGAGAAAGAUAACACAAGAAAACAGGUACUCAACUCCCCCACCACUUUUUCGAGAACGUUUUUAGCCCGUGCCAAAUGUUAUACCUGCCCUUUUUCGUUUAAAACUCCAUCGAAAACGUUUGUCUUAAAAAUAAAAAAAAAAUAAGUAGUGAAAUAACCUUAAUAAAAGUGAUAUGACAUAUUCUAUUUUAAAAAAUGAAUUGAAUCCCGAUUUUUCAAAAAAAUGCAAAAUUUCGUUUAACACCGAAUCAACUCCCACGAUGGCCACGACGGAAUCGCAUUACUCAUUAAGAUGGAACAACCACCAAAAUCAUAUUCUAACAGCAUUCGAUGCACUACUCCAGGCUGAAACUUUGGUUGAUGUAACAUUGGUUUGCGCGGAAACCUCAGUGCGCGCCCAUAAAGUCGUUUUAAGUGCAUGUUCGCCGUUUUUCCAACGAAUUUUUUCCGAAAAUCCAUGUAAACACCCAGUUAUCGUUUUGAAAGAUUUUAGCGGUUGGGAAGUGCAAGCAAUCGUCGAUUUUAUGUACAAAGGUGAAAUAAGCGUCGGAAGGGAACAAUUACAAAGUUUAAUAAAAGCGGCCGAAAGUUUACAAAUACGAGGAUUAGACGAUAUAGGAACGAGUACGAGCACUAAUUUACAUCACACCCAACAAAAAGAAAUCGGUCAAAAUCAACAUCACCACCACCACCAUCACCACAGCAACCAAAGUCCAGCACCGUCAAGUUCCCCCAACGAUUAUGAAAGGAAUUUUUAUCACAACGCGAGGUUUCCAGUACCCGGAAUGACGAUGAGAACAACUCCAACGGAAAGAUCAUCACCUUUCUCGCCACUCCCCGGUAAUCAACACAACUACGAUUCUCUUAGCCAAAUUAAAUUACCACAUAUGGGGCAAUUAUCGUUUCCGGAAAGCUUAAUACCGUCAUCGCAACAAAGAAAUGACUGUCAAUCGCCGAUUCCGAGGAGAAAGCAAGCUAGACCGAGAAGAAGAUCGGGCGAAUUAUGCACAGCUCAAGAUUUAUCGACGACCCUGUCGAAUUUAGUGGCGCAAAAACAACCCCAAUCGCCCCCUGACGGUGAAGAAACGGCAGAAAAUUUGUGCGUAAAAAAGUUAGUUCAUCCCAAAGAUGAGAAGAAAGAUAUAGAACAACAAUCGAAGUCGCCAGAAACGACCGGAAGCCCCGAGUUGGAUUUGAGUUUAACCGGAGGGAAAGAUUUUAAUACUUCGCCACCCCUAGGACUCCAACCGUUAUUACGGGAUGGUCAUCUUCCGUUUCCACCGAUGCCGAAUGUUUCGGCGUUAGCAAUGAGCCAACCUCAUAAUAAUCUGUUUAGUUUAGACGCAUCUUUGGGGCUAUUUCCACCCGGUUUGGAAGGUUGUCGGAAUCCCCUUUUAGAGAUGGCCGAUCCAAGAACUAAUGAAUCAUCGUUAUUCGUUAAAAAGAAAAUGGGAAGACCAAAAGGGCAACAUUCCGCGCCUAGGGGUGGUCCGCCGAGGAGUUGGACGAACGCUGAAUUAACGGAGGCUCUCCAACACGUUUGGAACAAGAAGAUGACGACGAGUCAGGCUUCGAGAAUCUUCGGGAUCCCCUACAACUCGCUUCUGAUGUACGUCCGAGGUAAAUACGGGAAGAGUUUGAAGUUGGAGCAGCUUCGGAAGGAUUGCAUCGCCGCACCGGGCUCCCAAAUUGACAUGAUGAGCGUUUCGGGGAACAACAACAACAAUUCGUUAAAAAACUCCGAUCGGGAGCACGACGUGCUCCAACCCAACACAAGGCCCGGGAGCACGGAGGAGAUGCCUUCGAGUCGGGAGACGACCCCCCAGCAAAUGUUCAAUCCAUUUUCGCCGAAUUUUUAUCCGGAUUUUGGGGCUGGCUUUCCAAUUCCCGUUAGCAUGAUCCAUUUAUUACCGCAAAGCGAGAAGAAUCGGGAGCAUUUUCGGCAGCAAAUCGAGGACGAUGGUAAGAAUGAUAGGGUGAAGGAUGAGCCGCAAGAUGUGUUUAUGUCCAGUUCGAUAUCGCACGAGGAUCGAAGAGAGUUAGUCCAAAACGGACAGGACUAAAAACGAUUUUUUUAGAUGAUUCGUUUCUUUAGAUGUAAGCUAUAAGUGCUUCCUGUAUGUACUUGAAAAGUUUCGACCGUUCAAAAAACUCAAAAAUAAAUUGGUUCAACAAAUUAUUAAAAAUUAAUAACAUACACAAGAACACAACAAGCAAAAGACUGAUUAUGUAUCAUAAUUGCCAAUGUUCCAACAAAGUUUUUUUUCAUAAAAGUAUCUCGCAGAAUUUAUUUUGUUACUACUACAGAUGGUGAAGAAGAUUAAAGUAAAGUACAGUUCCUCACACACAGAUAUUUUACAUACAGAUUUUUUAAAUAAAUAAAAAAUAUUUCUACCAAAAAAUAUUUAAAUAACAGAAAUAUAUACAGACUCUUUUUAUUUCCGAUAAAUAAACUAACAUAUUAAAAUCGCUGGGGAGUUUCCGGGAAUCUUCGUUUCCACGUCCACUAUGAAUUUCAUUAAAUUAAAAAAAAAAACAAAAAGAAAUUAAUUAAUGGAAAUAGGCUCAAAACGAAAAACCCCACGCGAUUUAAUUAAAUGAAAUACGGAGAAUACUGUGAUUUUUUACAGUUUUUGUACAGUUUAAAAAUAUAUUUAA
Molecule: messenger RNA, 3007 nt
Organism: Onthophagus taurus
Lineage: Eukaryota; Metazoa; Arthropoda; Insecta; Coleoptera; Scarabaeidae
Gene: lov
Product: BTB/POZ domain-containing jim lovell protein
Biological process (GO): regulation of transcription by RNA polymerase II
Cellular component (GO): nucleus
Molecular function (GO): DNA binding; protein binding
Source: RefSeq, a predicted model, not a curated record